Astrephomene gubernaculifera is the source of this 1206-nucleotide messenger RNA. The record is from the annotation of a GenBank genome assembly. NCBI's taxonomy places the organism in Eukaryota, Viridiplantae, Chlorophyta, Chlorophyceae, Chlamydomonadales, Astrephomenaceae.
CCCAUUAUCAACGGAUACAACAUUAGAACCUACGUUAUUGUAAGGGAGGAAAGCCAAUAUAAGAACUCACAUCCUCCGAGCCCAGCACCAUGGUUGACGUAGCCGCGGUUGACGAAACGUUUAAACGUUUGCAAAGUCACAAGGGUGUGCUAGGUAUAAUAGUUAUUAACGCAGACGGUAUUGCUAUCCGCACGACCUUUGACAAUGACCUGACCGUCCAGUACGCGGCACUCGUUUCCCACUUCACCGUCAAGGCGCGAUCGGCUGUGAAGAAGCUGGACGGCGAUAACGACCUGAAGUUCCUGCGGAUACGCUCCAAGAAGCAUGAGAUUAUGAUAGCGCCGGAGUUCGAGAAGUCGCACGAGUACUAUUUAGUAGUGGUGCAGGAUCCAUCGAGAGACUCUUGAGGCGUGGCCGGUGAGGAUGGGCGGUGAACGCUAUGUACAUAUACGGCUGAGUUUUAGAGUGGUAGUGCCUCUCAUGGCUUUCCUCCUUAGGGCGGGCCGUUUCCGUGCUGCGCAGCAGGUGACAUGCCUUGCUGAUGGGGUCAGAGGGCGCGAGGGAGGGUAAUCCUUUGUACCUCAAGGGUUGUACCUCAAGGAAGCAUGCGGAGGGGUUGCAAUGGUGGAGGGUGCUCAUGGGCAUGGGAGCGAAGGGUUUGGUCGUUUCCAUGCACAGUAGCCGACGUGUUGUAUUAAGGAGGUACCAGGCUCUCGCGUGCUAACUGAAGCAGGCGACUAGAAAACAAUGCUGUAUGCUGGGGAUUGGGCAGGGGCUUAGGGAUGCCCCUGCCUUGUCCUGAACAAAUGACCUAACCAAGCGAAUGAGGGUCGGUGGCGUCUAAGAUCGCAGGGCAGUAGCUAUGCGUACGUGUCUCUAUGGCAAGACCAAAGUAGGUGUUGGGGGCCCUGCUGGGCAGUUGCCGUGGCUUUGACCAUGGCAGUCCCCUGUAUUUUAGGUUGCAGAGGCAGCUGGCAGAAGGGGAGAAAGCUACGCUCCCUGAAUGAAUGACCGCUACAAUGGUUUCCUAAAAGGGAACACGGGUGAUGAACCCAACUCCCUGCAGUUGUAACACGGAACCACUCACAGUCACGGUUUACACGAGUGUACGGUGCUUCAAGUACGCACCAGGACAGCCCAAGUAUGCUGGCCAUAUUAUGCGGGAAAGCGUGCUGAGGCAUCACAUACUCACAUUACACAUGCGAG